CCUAAUUAUAGUGACCUUAUUUUGCAAUAGGUUAAAGAAGCCUUGGAAGACGAAGCCCGACAAAGUAACUCUAACCCAGAAAUUGUCUUUAUACCCAGCGGUUCUAUCAGCAGGCCUAACUGGGAAAAAAGAAGGCUGACAAUAUAUGUCUUUAGUAUGUAUGGAGAUUACAUCGAUCAACCGCACUCGUUUGUUCACAAAGGACUCAUAAUGGUCUAUCUGGACCAAAGUGGCAGGUCCAAACAACUGGUGUUGCACCGAUUUGACUUGUCGGCGGAACACCGGCAAGAACAGUUGAAGGGUGGGGAUGGAAGAAUCAAGGCAGGACGUGUACCUGCUUACGAAUAUGCGGAAGAGUUCUAUUUCAGGUAAGAUUCACGAAACUCUUACCUGGUGCAAUUGUAUAAGGAGGUUCAAGCUACAAUCCUGGCCAAAACGUUGCCGUGGACAACCCACAGACAUUGGCCUCGAAUGGCGUUUUUUCUAAAUAAUUAUCACCCCGCUCCCCAAAGCCAAUGUUGAAUAGGAUUUUUUAUCAAAUAAUAAAGUGGAGAUAAUUCGGAUAUGCAACACUGAAGAGGGGGAGUGGGGAAUAUGAGUGUAAAUUCAAGUUUUAGUUGUUUGUUAUGAGUUUUGCAAAAAUGGAUUGAGUGUCCACAUCAGUUUUGGCCUGGAUUGUAGCUCCUGAUUCAGAUCAGUUAAGGAAAACAGGGCCUCAUAAUUAGGCUAGGUCAGUUCAAGCAAAUGGAAGGGGGAGUUCGAGGUGAACAUAGCAUUUGUCGACAAAAGGGCGUGGUCUUCACGUGAGGUCAUGCACAACUCGCUAACUUAAAAUAUUUAAUAUGUGUUUAUAAUUCCGACCUUUUACUUUCACAAAGCGAAGCUAAUUUAGUACACUUGAUAUUAUGAGUCAAAUACUCAAAUAUAUAUACCGUGACGAUAUGGUAUGUAGAGGAACACAUACCGUAUCCUAAUAGUAUCCUAAAACGAAACUAUUUCCAUUGUCGGGAUUUGCGAGGAAAUUGACUAUGCCUAUAAGCAGAAAAAGGUGCAACAUGUAGUUUGGGUGGUAAUGGAGGAAAGAACUAUAGUGAUAUGCUCAUGACGAAGGUUUAAAGGUUUGUUCCCCAAUUAAAAACCUGUGUCGUCAAUGGGUCAGUUUCAAAUCGCACCCUAGUAUAUACGAACAAAAGGGAAGGCCAUGCCACUCUCUCCACCACACUUCUUCUGAGCUGACGUUUAAAUGCUUUAACUGGCCUUUGCAGAAAAAUGAUGAAAACUGGACAACGCAACAACAUCCCCAGUGAACUAAUAAGCAUCCUCGAGCGAACCCAACCAAAUGCAAUGGUGGAGAAGAUGCUCAAUUUUGCUGAAAUUUAUCCCCAUACAAGCCCAGUCGAUAUGGCCAACACUUUUCUACAAUUCGACAUGUACAACAAUGCUAACAUGUUCCAAAGUAGCGGUGGUUCGGGGUGGAGUGAUUCGGGUUCGAGUGAUUCGGGUUCGAGUAGUUCGGGGUCGAGCUCUUCACGAGAUAAUAAUCUCACCGAAAUGCUUCAUAUUCGCAAAAACUUGUUGAUAAACGGUUCUUUCCCUACAUACGAAGGCACCCUUCAAAAUGUUUCUUUGCUUGAUCUCUGGAAGGUGGUCCAGGAAUCCAUGAGGGAUUUCCCGAAGGAAUAUAGUUUUAUUUUAGCUAACUGUAUAGAAUUCGCUAAUGCAAUUCUUCGGCGUCUUAAAGACAACUUGGACAUGAAGGAGAACAAGCACGAUCCAGUGUUGCUGGAUAUGUAUAUGUAACCAUUGGAACUAUUGCUUGAGCUUUAAUUAAGCAAAUUGACGUGUAAAGACAAGAGUUGACACGGCCGAACAUUAAAUAAUCGUAGCUAGCAAAGAUUUAAGUAUUUAGGAUUAGCUAUAUAGGAUUCAGAUUCUGAACAAACGUGAUUGAGCUUUAGUAUAUAAUUAUAAGCAAUUGCUAACGUUAUAUAAUGCUAUUAUUUCAAUCUGCCUUGCACCUAGACACUAUAUAAUAGCCAAUACGCCUACCAAAAUGCUUUCGUGAGCGGUCGGGCUUUUGGCUUUUAAUUUCUGGAAUUGUACGCUUGAAUUUGCGGUGCCCAAACGAGUUAGGCAUCGCUUUAUAGCUAUUCGCUGUGUGAGUUUGUUAAUCUGUCGGCUUAAAAGUCUGUUAGUUUGUUUCGGAAUCAAAAGCCGUGGUAUUAUUCAAAAAUAGUAUGCCUUUGCAUUUCCUUGGUGCACUUGUUUUGCGCAUGCUCCAGGGCACCGCAUUGUUUGGAUGUAGCUCUUUAGAUAGAGUGUCUGGGUAUGAGGCAGCUCAUUUUAAAUUAUACACUAUGCUUUUUAAUAACACUGUACUCUCGCUCUACUGUAGUUAAAAAUUAUAAUUCUGUAUAGAUAUCAGUGACUGUACUAAUUAUGGGAUCAAAUACAUAAAUCUGAUCACCGCAUGC
Molecule: messenger RNA, 2474 nt
Organism: Paramuricea clavata
Lineage: Eukaryota; Metazoa; Cnidaria; Anthozoa; Malacalcyonacea; Plexauridae
Source: the annotation of a GenBank genome assembly